This is a messenger RNA of Anastrepha obliqua, 880 nucleotides long. RefSeq lists its product as uncharacterized. The record is from RefSeq and is a predicted model, not a curated record. Bases 154 to 486 code for a protein of 110 amino acids. Lineage: Eukaryota; Metazoa; Arthropoda; Insecta; Diptera; Tephritidae. The transcript has 3 exons.
CGGGUCAGCUAGUUGGAUGAUGAAAAUGAUCGCGGAAAAUCUUAUUUGUUGAACGUUAAAGAAUUGGACAAAUGCAACGCUAACAUGAUCGCAACAUUUUUUACUGAAUCAUUGUUACUUUUAUGGCCUUAAGGAAUUCAAUAUGAAAAUCUUAUGCUCGUUACUACCGAUGCUGCUGAAUAUAUGAUUUCCGCAAUGAAGUCUCUUCAAGUUUUCUUGCCAAAAAUGCUACACGUUCCAUGUUUUGCCCAUGCAUUGCAUCGAUUGGUAGAAUUUAUUCGUUCAGAGUUCCAUGAAGUAAAUUUGUUGAUAUCAAAAUUAAAGGCUACCUUCGUCAAAUCCGCAGCUCGACGACAGCUGGUUAAGCAAGCAAAUCCGAACAUAACACUGCCACCCGAACCAAUUGUCACUAGAUGGGGAACUUGGCUGCAAGCAUGUGAUUACUAUGCUGACAAAUUUGACGCUUUAAAAUCGGUUGUUGGUUAAUUGAAUGAUGCAGAUUCGGAAUGUGUUCGAGAUGUAAAAAAGCGUUUAGAGCGUCCAAUAUUCGACAAGAUUUGGCAUUCAUAAAAGCUAACUUCAUGUUCAUCGCAGACAAGAUCAAAAUAUUAGAAUCGGAAGGACUUGAAUUGAAAAAGUGUAUAGAGCUGUAUGAAGAAGUUCAUUCUAUCUUAGGCACCGUUUUUUGAAGAAGUUCGAAUAAGUGUUAUCUCGGAAUGUUGACGAGCUUGCGCUUCAAAUUAAUACAAUAUAUAACAGCACUGACACCAUGUGAAAUAACAAUUUUUAAAUUUUCUGUUGCUACAUCGGUGGAUGCAGAACGUUCCUUCUCAACCUACAAAUCAAUUUUUACUAAAAAACGUCGGUGUUUCUCGUUCGA